GCUGAAAUCCGCCGACGACGACAUUGACGGCCUCCGCUCGACAACCAUCACACAUACCCGAUACCCAAUGCUUGCGACGAUCGCUUCGAGGAGCAUUGGCCCUGUUCUGUGAUCCCCCGCCUCCAGUGCUGCCUGCUGUGAGCACAUUUGAGGCUUGUUUGUUUCGACGACAUAAUACUGUAUAUCCCCCCUGGAGUCGAGCGGGCUGUUGAUUUGGACAUUUCGUUCCUUUUUCAUUUUGCGACGCAUCCCGAGCGCCUUGUUCCGGGGACACCCAACCUCCAGCGAUACAGGCCGAGCAAGCUCCGGGAGUCCACGCCACCUCCGCUUAUCCUCGCGUCAUCUCUCCUCUUUCCAUCGACCCUGACGCUUGGUCGAUAUACGACCUCGUGGCUAUCACGGCUCGCCAACCAUUAGUUCAGGGCAACUACCACCACACCACCACCACCACGACAGCCGCAACCAUGGCAGAGCCAGGCGCCGACGCAGGCGCGCCGAACCUUAACCUCACCGUAGAGGAGAAGAGAGUCUACGGCCAGCUCUUCCGGCAAGCCGACUUGGAUGGGGUGGGUGUUGUCACCGGUGAUGUGGCUGUCAAGUUCUUCGACAAGACGAGGCUGGACUCGAGGGUUCUAGGCGAGAUUUGGCAGAUCGCAGAUCGCGAGAACAGGGGCUUCCUCACCCCCGCCGGCUUCGGCAUUGUCCUCCGCCUCAUCGGCCACGCCCAGGCCGGUCGCGAGCCCGCUGCCGAGGUUGCCCUGCAACCAGGCCCCCUUCCACGAUUCGAUGGAAUCACCAUCCAGGGCGUGGCGGCCCAACCUACCGGACCGCCCCCCGCUGCUGGGCCCAUCCCGGCGCAAGGAACCGGCGGCGUGCGUAUCCCGCCCUUGACUCCCGAAAAGGCGGCCCAAUUCGCUGGUCUUUUCGAGCAGCAGCCGCUGGCGCCCGGAAACAUGCUGCCCGGUGAUCAGGCCCGCCAGAUCUUUGAGCGUUCUGGCCUGCCCACCGAGGUCCUUGGCCGUAUCUGGCAGCUCGCCGAUACUGAGCAGCGUGGCGCGCUGGUUCAGACCGAGUUCAUCAUUGCCAUGCACCUGCUGGCCACUACGAAGCAAGGACAGCUGCGCGCUCUUCCCACCGUUGUACCCGCCGGCCUGUACGAGGCUGCCACCAGGCGCCCUACGGGCAUACCCCGCCAACAAAGCCCGAGUCCUGUCGCUCCUCCCAUUCCCGCCAUCCCACGGCAACUUAGCGGUCAGGCUCAGAUGCGGACGGGCAGCCCCCUCGGCCGAUCGCACCCGGCUCCUCCGGGUGGUGACUGGCUCGUCACGGCGGCCGACAAGGUUCGGUUCGACCAGGAGUACGCAAAACUGGACAAGGCGAAUAGGGGCUUCAUCACGGGCGAGGAGGCUGUACCCUUCUUCAGCCAGUCCAGGCUCCCCGAGGAUACUCUCGCCCAGAUCUGGGACCUGGCCGACCUGACCUCACAGGGCCGCCUGACGCGGGACGAAUUCGCCAUCGCCAUGUAUCUGAUCCGGCAGCAGCGCACCAACCGCGACACCCCGCUGCCGACAACUGUCCCGCAAAACCUUAUUCCCCCAAGCAUGCGCGCGCAGGUCAGGCCGCCGACCGCUACUGGCUCGUCCGCUUUCGAUGUGCCCCAGCAGCCGAUGCCUGCCCCGCAGCCGCAGCCGCAGCCGCAGCCGAAGUCGGCCCUGGACGACCUCUUCGGCCUGGAUUCACCACCAACCAUGCCUGCUGCGCCCGUUCAGAAGGCUGUGACUACCGGAGGGUCCAACGAUCCCUUUGGCAGCAACGCUAGUCCCGCCCCUGCCUCUCCCGCCAGACCCUCGCCCACGACUAGCUCGUUUGCUCCUUUCGUACCGUCGUCAUCCUUUGGUCGUACCCUCACGGCACAGGCUACUGGAGCCUCUACCAGCUCCGCUGGUGGUAUGCAACGAUCGGGAACCCUGCCGCCACAGACCGCCGCCCAGGACGACCUCCUAGGUGACAGCGAUGAUGUCGGCAAGAGCUUGAGUAACGACACGGCGGAGCUGGCGAACCUAUCGAACCAGAUCACGUCUCUCAGCAAGCAUGUGCAGGAAGUGCGAGGUCAGCAGGCCACGACACAGAACGAGCUCACUCAGGCCAGCGCGCAGAAGAAGAACUUUGAGCAGCGGUUGUCGCAGCUUCGUGCAGCAUACGAGAAAGAGGCCAAGGAUGUCAGAGCGCUGGAGGAGCAGCUCAAUGCAUCUCGCACAGAUACAAAGAAACUGCAGACUGAGAUGGCCAUGCUGGAGGGCACAUACCAGGAUCUGCAGGCCCAGCACCGCCAGGUCGCCACGGCCCUUCAGGCUGACCAGCAGGAGAAUGCUGCCUUGAAGGAGCGCAUCCGCGUCGUCAACGCCGAGGUGGCGCAGCUCAAGCCCAAGAUCGAGAAGCUCAGGUCCGAGGCUCGCCAGCAGAAAGGCCUCGUUGCAAUCAACAAGAAGCAGCUGGCCACCAAUGAGGGCGAGCGUGACAAGCUUAACAACGAGGCUGAAGAACUGGCCAAGAGCAACGAGGACUUGGCCAGGCAGGCCAGCACCGGGUCGCCGGUGCCGGCCCCGGCGCAGCUGGCAAGCCCGACCCCAUCUUCGGCUAGCGUCAACAACCCGUUCUUCAGGCGUACGGGCAGCACGGAUAUUAUGGGUGCUUUCGCGUCGCCCGCGGCCAAGCCUUUUGACAAGUCCUUUGACGACGUCUUUGGGCCCUCGCCCUCGUUUCCCGCCUCGACAGGCACCCCGCCGCCUGCCACCGCCUUCGGCCCGCAGCACACAGGAGCGUCCACGGGUAGUGCCGCGUCCUCCUUUGCCACGCCGGCGACGUCCAAUACGCCGAACCUGAGCAGAACGGCAACACUGGCCCCCAACCCCAUCCCGCCGCCACCGUCCCAGACGCGACAGAUCAGCUCCAGCUUCCCCUUCGGCGAGGCCCCCGAGUCCAUGACAUCAUCUCAUCAGAUCUCUCCGCCAGUGAGCAGGAUGGGCCAGCCAGACACACCGCUUGCUGAGGCGGGAGCCAAGUCUCCGGCUGUCUCAGCGCUGGAGCCGAUGGUUACGGGUCAGAGCAUCACGUCGGAGUCGCAGAGGACCCUUGACAACAGGCCCACCAGCAGCGGUAGCAGCGCGCCCAAGCAAGGCGAGGCGGCAGGCGCCCCUGCACAGGGGCGCGCGCACUCGGACAGCAUCAGUGACCCCUUUUCCGCCGUGGAUCAGGCGAAAGCCAAGGAUGACUUCGAGUCUGCGUUUGCCAGCUUCAAGAACGCCCACGGAAAGUCUGUGGGCGGGCCGUCGUCGUCUGGCUCGGCCGCUCCAGGCAACGACGCGUCCAAGGGCGCAUUUGCUGACGCCUUUAACCGCGAGUUCCCGCCCAUCUCGGAGCUCGAGCGCGACGACUAUUCGGACUCGGACAGCGAGAAGGACGGGUUCGAGGACGACUUCGCCCCAGUAUCGCCUCCUACAAACUCUGCCCAACCCGCCAAGGCCCCCGAGGCGACGGCCGUCAAGCCUCCCGCGGCCGAGGGCGCUACGAGGUAUGAUUUGCAGCCGACGAGUUUGUAGCGUGUGUAGAAUUCUUCUUUGAAUCGCGUCACGUCUUCAACACCCAUUAUCCCCAUGGAAUUUCUCCCCGCGUUUCUUUUAGGCGUAGUUCGUGAUGGCUGACUGUCGGAUGUGUAGUGAGGCGGCCCCGUCCCCAACGGCUGCCACCUCGUCGUCAUCCAUCAGCACCGCCAUGCCGGCAGGCCAGUCCAACGUGAACUCCAUCUGGGGUGAUUCCAUGGCCGCAUCCUCCUCUCCCGCACCUGCGGCAGGACAGAGCGAACAGGAAUCAUCAGCUGUGGCCCUUCCGCCACUGCCAGCCAAGCAGGCAUUUGAUGAUCUGGAGGAUGACUUUGAGGGGCUUGAGGACGCAAAGGAGGGAUCCACAGCCGAUGACGACUUUGCCAACAUCUCACGCUCGGCACUUGAUGACUUCAACCCGGUCUUCGACUCGUCUCCGCCGCGUAGCCACGCGGCAAAGAGUGACGGUGGCUCCAACAACGCACCAGCUGGCGGCGCGCCCAACUUCGCCACCGAGAGUAGUAGCUUCGACUUCGUCAGCGGCAGCAGCGCAUCUCUCGGCAGCGGCAGCGGCAUUGGCGCCGCCACGUCGUCGGGCGGCGCGUCAGCCCCGCCUGCCGGCCCCCCGCCCGCUGCCGGUGGGCCGGAGAACCACGAUUGGGACGCACUCUUUGCUAGCCUUGAUGAGCCGCAGCCUGCCUCGGGUGCUGUUCCCACCGCGCCGGGGGCUCCCGCUGUCGCCACCAAUACCGCACCCGGCCCCUCGGGAUCCCCGCCUCCCCCUAGAGCGGCUGCAUCCCCCUCCCCGGCGGCUCCUGUGCCAUCCCGCCCUGCUGCGGCUGGCCGUCUCCUGACCGAGGAGGGCGAGCAUGAUGACCCUAUCCUCAAGAACCUGACUGGCAUGGGUUACCCUCGCGCCGACGCACUGAACGCGCUGGAGAAGUACGACUACAACCUUGAGCGGGCUGCUAACUUCCUCGCCAGCCAGUCGUGAAUAAUAAAUUUCACCUGACGGCUGCUGUACCCGCACACAAUCCGUUGAACGAAGAUUUGAUGGAUGGUGUACAGCCGUGUACCUGAAGCGAAGUCUGCACCGCAAAUCAGCGCAAACCAGCCACCAUCUUGAUUCCUCAUUCUAAAUUCCUCACUCCAAAUUGGACAUCCAAUAUAGGUCCAUCCUCUCACUCGCACUCUUCUUAUUCACUUGAAGUCCCACCAUAAUCCAACGAUCUCUAGUUAUCCGUCUCUGCUUUGUCUGCCUUUUUUUUUUUCUCUCUCCGCAUAGCCCGCUGAACCCCAUUCCCCCCCCCGCGUUUGGCGCGUUUAACGAUGCUUCCUUUGUAAAAACCGUCUCGAUAGUGUGUGCUGUGCGUGUCUUGUGUUGUGAUACCUGGUGGGCCAGACAGAAUUGGGCUGGAUAAACACUGCUUUGCUCCUUUUUUUGUUGUCGUUUUUGUUUUCUCUGAAUCUAUUCCCGUCUGCGGCCUGCAUCGUCUCAUAUGGCGCUGUCAUAAUGCGUUUCUUCGUAAAUACAUCGGUUCAAGCGUCGCCAUCGCUAUCAUCAACCACCUUGUUUGAAAC
Messenger RNA from Gaeumannomyces tritici R3-111a-1, 5180 nucleotides. Its product is annotated as EF hand domain-containing protein. The coding region runs from base 465 to 3599 and encodes 1044 amino acids. Gene Ontology annotation, cellular component: plasma membrane; cytoplasm. Gene Ontology annotation, molecular function: calcium ion binding; protein binding. Gene Ontology annotation, biological process: endosomal transport; endocytosis. The record is from RefSeq and is a predicted model, not a curated record. The transcript has 3 exons. NCBI's taxonomy places the organism in Eukaryota, Fungi, Ascomycota, Sordariomycetes, Magnaporthales, Magnaporthaceae.